CUGACUUUUGUACUGCAACCGUAACUGAGAAUUUUCUCACUUGUUUUCAAAAGUUCCUGUCUUUUCUUUUAUUCUCAUUCGUUACGGAGUCGAAAUAAAUUCAUUGUGCAAAUUCAUUUUCGUUUCAACGGUAAAAAGCUUUCCUAAAUGGCUCUUAGAAGUCUUAAAAAUCUGAAUCUGCAAAAUUUGGAAAAUACGGAAUCAUUCAGAACUUUGCAAAGAAAACUGAAAGAAGACAAAUGGUACGGUCGAGUAUUAGAUUACACAGAAGAAUCAACAAAAGUAGAUCGAGUUUAUUUAGCAACAGUAACCGUCUUUGUUCUAUUGGCAUCUUUGGUGAUAAACUAUGGACUUGAGUUGAUCUGUGGGUCAGUCGGAUUUUUAUAUCCUGCUUACAAAACGAUUGCUUCCUUAGAAAAGGCUGACAAUGAAUCUGCGAGAAGAUGGUUGACAUACUGGCUUGUGUUUGCUGCUUUUAACUUCUUGCAAAUCUUUUUGUUCUUCUUAUAUUGGCUUCCUGGAUACUGGCUAAUUAAGUGUUUAUUUUAUUAUUGGUGUUAUGCACCUAUAUCGAGGAACGGAUCUGAACUAAUUUAUAGCUACUUGAUUCAACCGAUUUUUAGAAGAAACCAGCAAGCAAUUGAUGAUGCCUUGAACAAUAUUGCUAAAACAGCUCAUACAAUUUACACUGAAUCGGAUGGCAAUGGACAUUUCACAAAUGCACCUGAAUCUACAACGCAGGGAUAAUCUUGUGUGUCAAAGAUAUAGCAUUCUUAAAAAUUAUUACAAUACAUUUCAUAGUUCAUGUUAAUUAAAAAUGCAGCUUCUGUUAAUAAAUGUAUUUUAUUCUCAUUAGAAUAGUUUGAAAUCAAUACUUAUGACUCAGUAUAUGGAGCAACAA
This is a messenger RNA of Uloborus diversus, 901 nucleotides long. Its product is annotated as receptor expression-enhancing protein 5-like. The record is from RefSeq and is a predicted model, not a curated record. The transcript has 5 exons. The coding region runs from base 148 to 747 and encodes 199 amino acids. Lineage: Eukaryota; Metazoa; Arthropoda; Arachnida; Araneae; Uloboridae.